This is a messenger RNA of Puccinia graminis f. sp. tritici CRL 75-36-700-3, 2109 nucleotides long. RefSeq lists its product as uncharacterized. The transcript has 8 exons. Gene Ontology annotation, cellular component: endomembrane system. Bases 179 to 1522 code for a protein of 447 amino acids. NCBI's taxonomy places the organism in Eukaryota, Fungi, Basidiomycota, Pucciniomycetes, Pucciniales, Pucciniaceae. Gene Ontology annotation, molecular function: acyltransferase activity. The record is from RefSeq and is a predicted model, not a curated record.
CCACUUCUCUCUUUCACUCUCUCCUUCAGCUUUUUCAGCAUCCACACUUUUUUUUUCUCCUCACCGACUGCACAGCAAUCCUCUUCUCCACAUACAUCCAACUCUCAACAAACCCCCACCACUGGCAAACUCCCAAGAAGAACCAACUAGGAAAAUAGGACCACAAGCAACAAUCAGGAUGACUACUACUACUACAACUGCGACUACUCUCAACGAGCAAAACCACAAGAAACCAAUCCUACGGUCCAUCAAGUUCAACAGCUUCUUCUUCAGCUCGGCCAUCUUCUUGCAUCUCACCCAACUCCUCGUCUUCCCAUUCGUCAUCCUCUCCGAUUCAACCUUCACCAGACACUUAAGACUCAAGUACAACUGUCUGGCCAGGAAGACCUUUGCAAUCAUCUUGAUCCUAAUCACCCAGAUCUUUGCGCCGACUAAUUUGGUCCUCACAUCGGAUCACUCGAUAGAUCUGAACCAAGUCGUACGGAGAGAUAAGAAUGGAAACAUCAUCGCAAUCGAUUUACCAUCACAUUCCAUCAUCAUGGCUAAUCACCAGAUCUAUGCGGAUUGGCUAUAUGUAUGGUCUCUGGCGUAUCUGGCAGAUAUCCAUAGUGCACUGAUUAUCAUUCUCAAGGCCUCGUUGAAAUGGGUACCGCUCGUUGGUCCUGCGAUGCAAAUGUUUUCGUUCAUUUUCCUGAAUAGGUCGUGGGCCACAGACAAGAAAGACCUGACAAUCCAACUGGACCAGUUGGCAGACCAGACCUACAACCCGACGAUGAGCUCCCUAAACAAGAUCGGGCUGCUGAUUUUCCCGGAAGGGACGUUGGUCAGUCCAUUGACUCGGCCGGCAAGCAAGAAAUACGCCGAGAAAUGUGGGGUGGAUGAUUUGAAACAUUGUCUACUACCCCGUUCCACCGGCUCUCUCUUCUGUAUGAGGGCGUUGAGCCAGAAAAUCCCGGACUUGAAACUGAUCGAUCUUACAAUUGGCUAUUCGGGCGUCCCAGCUGAUGGACAUGGACAAGAUUAUUACACGCUUCAGUCGAUCUUUGGCUAUGGCCGUCCGCCCCCGAAGGUGCACAUCCACAUCAAAGUCAUUCCAGUCUCCGAGAUCCCGAUAGGACAUGUUGCUCCGCGACCUUCGACGCCCAAUCCGAUCUCCGUCUCGAUCCCGACCAACGAUCUUCCGGUGACAAUAGACGAGAAGAAGACGACGCCGAAGGAGCUGAGCAGUAUGAAUGACCCAUCGCCCGAAGAAGUGGACCGGUUCGACAGCUGGCUACGCGGCCUAUGGGUCGAGAAAGACAUGCUUCUUGACCAGUUCUACGCCCAUGGUCGCUUCGAUCCGGCCCCCCUCGAUCUGUCCCACAAACAUCUGUCACACCACUCUCUCGAAAAACGGGCCCUUACUCCCCCUCUCGAAUGGCCUAUCCAGCUUAAGAAUUAUAGAGAUCUUAAUAGGACUUUUGGCUUGGCUCUCCCUGGCGUCUUUCUCGUCGCUUGUGCUUUCAAACUUCUCUUCUUUUGAAACCCCCUCCCCCUCAUAUUUUAUUCCUCUUCCUAUAAACCAAGCCCCUUCAUCCCCCCCCCCUCCUCACUCUUCAGCUAGCAUUCGUCAUUUCAAUUAGGUCCUUUGAUAGCAUAUUCCUCCUCCUCAAACCCAAUCUCUUUUCACUUCUUUUUCUUCUCGUUAUCAUUUUUCUUUAUCUCUGAUUUGAGAUUGGUUUGCUAUAUUUCUUCUAUUGCCUCUUUGUUUGAAAGAAACAUAACCAAUUUUGUCUUUAUUUUUUGAUUUUUUUCUUAUUUUGGUUUAGUGAAACUUUAUUGGACAUUUGGAUUGGAUAAAUACAUAUACACACUUAAAAUACACAUAAAUAAACAUAUACAUAUCAUUGGUGUUUUUUUUUCAUUUUUCAUUUUUGUAGAUCAUUUUAUGUUAGGUUGUAGCAGUUGUUGUAGUUAUAGGUCUAUGUAAACAUAUACAAGGAGUAGUCGCAUUCAUCGAUUUUGUACAUAAUCUGUCGGCCAGUUCUUCGCUCAUCUCAUCCAAGAAGAAUGGAGAGCAAGUGCAUCAUCUUAUCAUCACAAUACAAGCAAGAUUUAUAUAUCAUCUUU